GCAGGUACAUGCUGUACAGCUCCUUGCUCCUUUGCCUGCCUGAGCCUCCUUGGUCUACUACUAAAACUACAGCCUCAACCAGCCGCUCAGGACUUCUCCACCUCCACCCCCCUUUGCCAAAGCGCCAGCCCGGGGAAUGAUUAAGAAAAUGCCGCCUUGCGAGACCGAAGUGAACGUCCCCACCAAGAACUGCUACAGGAUGGUCAUCCUGGGCUCGUCCAAAGUGGGCAAAAGCGCCAUCGUGUCGCGCUUCCUCAACAGCAAGUUCGAAGACCAGUACACGCCGACCAUCGAGGACUUUCACCGCAAGUUCUACAGCAUCCGCGGCGACAUCUACCAACUGGACAUCCUCGACACUUCGGGAAACCACCCCUUCCCGGCCAUGAGGCGUCUCUCCAUCCUGACAGGGGAUGUGUUCAUCCUAGUCUUCAGCCUAGACAAUCGCGACUCCUUUGAGGAGGUGCAGCGGCUGAAACUGCAGAUCAUGGAGACCAAGUCAUGCUUGAAGAACAAGACCAAGGAGAACAUAGACGUGCCCAUCGUGAUAUGCGGCAACAAAAGCGACCGGGACUUUUACAGAGAGGUCCCCAUGGAGAAGAUCGAUCAGCUGAUCGCCGGCGACAGCAAGUGCGCCUACUUUGAGAUCUCGGCCAAGAGAAACACCAAAGUUGACGAGAUGUUCCAGGCGCUCUUCACCUUGGCCAAGCUGCCGAGCGAGAUGAGUCCCGACCUCCACAGGAAGGUGUCGGUGCAAUACUGCGACAUCCUUCACCGCAAGACGUUCCGAAGCCGCAAAAUCAAAGACGAGGACGCGUACGGCAUCGUGGCGCCGUUCGCCCGGCGGCCGAGUGUCCACAGCGACCUGAUGUACAUCAAGGAGAAGGCGAUAGGCGGCGGCCACGCCAGGGAUAAGGACCGCUGCGUCGUCAGUUAAACGGCCCACCGCCUCCUGUACAGAGGGGGACUUGAGUUUAAUGGAUCCGACAGGCGUGGUCGCACUCGCAGGCAGGGACAGACACGCUCCCGCACCCCGUCCUUCGAGGUGUGUGUGUGUGUGGGGGGCGGAAACGUGUCGGGAGGUUUCAGCAGAGUGGUCGGUGCUACGGUCCUGGUACAGAGGCGAGCGCUCGCUUAACAACGCGGACGGAGUCUCCACAGCGAGCUACUCCCAAACAGCGGAAAAAUGUGGACGAAAUGGACUAAGAGCUUAAAAAAAAUGAACACGAAGGGGGCCUGGGGGGAGAGGGAUCAUAAAAAAAAAUCUACCCUCGCUCCUCCUCGGAAUAUUCAUUGUGUAGUAUUGACUGUGAAGUAUUUUUACUUGAGGCUUUUAAUUUUAAAUCAAAAUAUUGUAGUCUUAACAUCUACAAACUGCUUCAAUGACUAAACGAAAAUGUUUACAGCAAGUUGCAUAAAAAUCACUUGUACUUGCAAUAUUGAACAAAGUCUUACUUUUAUAAAAAAUAAAUGAUUUUUGAAAU
This is a messenger RNA of Amblyraja radiata (thorny skate), 1481 nucleotides long. It is a transcript of the gene rasd1, whose product is annotated as RAS, dexamethasone-induced 1. Bases 137 to 934 code for a protein of 265 amino acids. The transcript has 3 exons. The record is from RefSeq and is a predicted model, not a curated record. Gene Ontology annotation, molecular function: GTP binding; G-protein beta-subunit binding; GTPase activity. NCBI's taxonomy places the organism in Eukaryota, Metazoa, Chordata, Chondrichthyes, Rajiformes, Rajidae. Gene Ontology annotation, biological process: signal transduction.